Molecule: messenger RNA, 4686 nt
Organism: Harmonia axyridis
Lineage: Eukaryota; Metazoa; Arthropoda; Insecta; Coleoptera; Coccinellidae
Gene: Mbs
Product: protein phosphatase 1 regulatory subunit 12B
Exons: 20
Coding region: 111-2939 (942 amino acids)
Biological process (GO): signal transduction
Cellular component (GO): cytoplasm
Molecular function (GO): enzyme inhibitor activity; protein kinase binding; phosphatase regulator activity
Source: RefSeq, a predicted model, not a curated record
UCGCUCUCGAUGGUUUAUUUUGCCAGCCGCACCCUCUGUCAAAAACAAAAAGAAUUUAUAUUGGAUUAAAAUCGUAAAAUGGUGACCGAAGUUCGAAUUGUUAAAUAACCAUGUCUAUUGCGACUCGUUCCAAUUCCGCUGUAUACAAAAGAGCUGAGCAACUUAAAAGAUGGGAAGAAUCGGACACCAAUCGAGAGCCAGUGUCUCCUAAAACGAAAUCGCGUAAAAUAAAGUUCUCAUCAGGUUGUGUAUUUCUUGCAGCAUGUGCCGCUGGUGAUAAAGAUGAAGUUCUCAAGUUAUUGGAAAAGGGGGCCGACAUUAAUACGGCUAAUGUUGAUGGAUUAACGGCGUUGCACCAGGCAUGUAUAGAUGACAAUUUGGACAUGGUAGAAUUCUUAGUAGACCAUGGUGCUGAUGUAAAUAGGGGUGACAACGAGGGAUGGACACCCCUUCAUGCCACCUCUAGUUGUGGCUUCCUCUAUAUCGCCAAAUAUCUUAUCGAGAAAGGUGCUAAUGUUGCAGCUGUCAAUAAUGAUGGCGAGCUGGCUAUUGACAUUGCGGAGAGUCAAAAAAUGGAGGAUUUCUUAAAAGAAGAAAUUAGCAGAAGAGGUAUUGACUGUGAACAGGCUAGAAGUGAAGAAGAAAGAAUAAUGCUGGAAGAUGCCAAAGAAUGGUUAGCAACUAAAAGUUCCUUAGUAAACCAGUCACAUCCAAAAGAUGGAGCCACACCUUUGCAUGUAGCUUGUGCAAAAGGCUAUACAGAUGUUUUGAAGGUUUUGCUUCAAUGUGGAGCUGAUCUUGAUGCCCAAGAUGUGGAUGGUUGGACUCCAUUGCAUGCAGCCGCUCACUGGGGUCAAAAAGAAGUAUGUCAAUUAUUAGCAGAAAAUUUAGCAGAUAUGGAUACCAAGAACUAUGUAGGUCAAACUGCAUUCGAUUUAGCGGACACAGAUGUAUUUAGAUACUAUUUGGAGGAUUUGAAAAAGAAACAGAAUAAGGAAGAUCUAACAAUGAAGAGACAAGCAAAGAAGAGAGUUGAACUGCAGGACAGAAUUAUUGAGACUGACACCCCCUCAAAGGUUAAGAAGGUUGAGGUGGAAAUAACUGAACCUAAUGAGAAAAUGAACGACAAUAUUGAAAUGGAAGUAUCCGAUGAUAGUGAUAGCGAAACAGAGACAGAAACGGAAAGCAGUUCUACAGAAUCGAACAGUUCCUGCUCUGAUGAUGAGAAAAAAAAUAAGAUGAAUUCAUUACUAAUAGAGGCUUCAACAACGAAUAAGGAACAAGCAAAGGUCAACCCGCCCAAUCCACCGAAUACUCUGGAUAUUAAUAUGGAAAAUUCUUCAUGGAGGAAGCAGUUUAAUAAAGAUUCAAAAGUGGAAACACCUAGUCCGGUAAAGAGUCCAGGCAAAACUUUAUCAGAUGUUGACUUCGAAAACGAAGUGACAUUGAGAAGGACUCACAGCUUCCAGACAGAUAGAGAGUUUUACACGAAAUAUAUGGCGCUGCAUGCUCGCAUUGAGGCUAAUAAAAAAAAGGCUUCCCUUAUUCCUUACACUGCAAGACCUCAAUCAAACAUAAUAAUGCCUACUUACUUAAAAUCUUCGCAGUUCGACAGGUCGAAAGCAGAAGAAAUAAAACCCAGUGCUAUUACCAACUCAGUUUCCACAAAUACUACGACUUCCCCGACGAAAACAUCACCAACAGUAUCUGUGCCAAACAAUCAGCCUGUCAGAAGCGGUUUGAAAUUAUCUAUGACUGGCUCGAAGGAAAACCUAAAUACAAACAAUUCUCCUACCACACCUACAACGCCUGGAGGAACCAGAUUUCAAGCUUUUAAAAAUUUCUUCAAGUCUUUCGUGCCGCCAGUUCGAGACGAAGAAAGCGAGACGCAGAGGAAGGCACACGCUAAACGUGUACGUGAGACUAGACGCUCUACUCAAGGUGUGACUUUGGAAGAAAUAAAAUCAGCGGAGCAGUUUGUGAAGAACAAGAAUCAGUCAGUAACUCAAGAUACAGGAAAUUCUGGGGUUAAUGGCGAUUCAUUAUCAUCAUCUUCGCCUAAUGGGGUGAGCGUAUCUGCCACAAUAACCACAGCAACACCAACCGUUAUUGCCGCCAAGGAAAGUAGUCCGGAUGACCCUAUACCUACAAUACAAGAAAGACGACCGUCUUGGAGGCUUAGGGUUGAUAACGGUAGCAGUAAGUUUAAGCUAGAGGACGCUUCAAAGCCACCCGAAGCGCCGAAUACUCCGUCCUUUAUUCGAAGAACCACCAAUCCAAACACAAAUCCGAGACCUUCUUCAGCACCACCUAUUGAAACUGCUGAGACUACCAUCACACUGCCACUAAGAAAGCCUAGGGUACCAGAGGAAAAAGAACAAGACAAAGAAAAUGAUUUAAGAAACGCUCAACAAGCAACUUUGGCAACACAGGCAGCUAUACAGAGGAGAAGAAGACCAAAGAGAAGAUCAACAGGGGUAGUACAAUUUGAUGUUGAUGAUUUAGAUCAAGAUAAAGAUCCGACUGCUGGAGGCGAUUUUGAAUCAAAUUCUACAGUUGACCAUGAGAGUGACAGGUCCAGUCGAUCGCGUUUGGGAAGCGCAGCUGACAUCAGAAACGAGAACGGUGAAAUCGAUUACAAAAAACUGUACGAACAAGCCAUUCUAGAAAACGAUAGACUAAAGGAUAAGCUGAGGAAAUCAGAUGAAGAACUCCGAGAAACGAAGCAGACAUUGGAAAAAUUGAAUUUAGUGACGAGUAAAAACUCCUUAUCUGAAUUAGAAAAACGAGAGAAGAGGUCGAUGGAGAGGAAAUUAAGUGAAAUGGAAGAAGAAUUAAAGCAAUUACAAAAAUUGAAAUCGGAAAAUGAGCGCUUGAAGGCAGACAACAAGUCGUUAACACGGGUCAUCAAUAAACUCACAGAAUCUGCAAGAAAAUAGCAUUUGGAUAGCUUGAAAACCGAAAAUCAACGGUUGAAAGACGAGAAUGGAGCAUUAAUAAGGGUCAUAAGCAAGUUGUCUAAAUAACACAGACUUCAUACUAUAUAGUUUCUAUUUUUCCAAUUUCUAUUUAUAUGCCAAGACUCUUUUUUGUUACAUGAUUUCUUCCUUGUUAUAGUAAUUUAGUAUUAUUGUUUUAUUUUUUAAUUUAUUGAUAUUUUUAUUAUUUAAUAAUUCACAUUUUCCAAAAAAUAUAAAAAUGACCAUAUCUAAUUGGAUUUUGAUUCAACACACUAUUGAACACAUGUUGAAUAUUUAUAUAAAAAAAAAUUCUUUCAGGUGUGUAUGAAUCCAUUGUGAAAUAUUAUUGAUUCUAUACUUUGUAUGUUUUUGAUUUCUUCUGAGACACCCUCUUAGAGGUUCGGUUUGUUCUUUCUGUGUGUUAACCUGACAGUAGUUUUUGUUUUUCAUGGUUUGCUUUUUGUGAAUUUCGAGCCAAUAAAGAAUUUUUUGCGUCCUAUUCAAAGGUCAUUUUAAUAUUUCCAAGAAUUCCUUCAUAAAUCAUUCAUAACAAAUAAUUUGUUUCUUUUUCAUCAAAUUGGAAUUACAAAUGUCCUUGUUAAAUAAUCAAUGGAUACCACAUGUAUCAAUAAAAUUCAUGAAAAUUUGUAGUUAUUGUAUAUUGAAGAGAACUUGAAUAUAUUUAAGAAAAGAUUAAAUUGUUAAGUAUUAAUUACAUUGUUGUGAUUAUGAUAAACUUUUUUUUUCAAUAUUUGUUGUGAAAAUGUACAUUGUUUUUAGUUUUUAGUAACGCUUUAUGUCAAAUUACUUUUCUAUAUUUAUUUACAAUGACAGUUUCUUCAAUCACUGAACCCACUGAAUGAAUGCAAUCUUUGAAAAUUUUUCUCUGCAAAAUCCAAUUAUUAACCAAACUUAAUUUUUUCUUCAUUUCCUCUCAAAAAUAUUUAUUAAUUCAGUGAUGGAAUCAAUUUAUUUGAAUAUCUAGUCUAGUUGUGACUUGAGAGCAGGAAACAUUUCAAUUAAAAAAUAUGAUUCGGUCAUUUCAGGUUUUUAUUAAUUUCAAGUAUUCAGGCUGAUGUUAUGAAAAUAUUAUAAUUCUAAUUUAUGAUGACAUUGAAAAUUAUUCAUUGAGAUUGAGUAUUUUGUUAUCAGAUUGAUGUGUUGAAGUUUCAUUGACCAGAUGAAUAAUUAUUUCCUUUUAAUGAAAUUGUUUUCUAUUCCAGAAUAGUUUGGAAUGUGAGUAAUUAUUACUUCUUAUGAUAAUUGAAAUAUUUCUUGUGAUUGCAUUUUUGAUUCCAUGAAAUGUUUAGAAAAUUGCUUUCGGAAAAUACUGAUUCCACAAAUAACUUUUAAAUUUCUUAUCAGCUUCAUCAUUUUCAUAAUGAGGUUGUAUUUUAACAUGAUUUCAUCGAACUUGUGCCUUGCUUUCAUUGUAUUCACGAUUGAAUGUAAUUAUUUAAUUUAUUUUCUGUACCAUGUAGAUCCUGUUAGUUACUGUGAAUAGUGAUUUUAUAUUCUAGAAAAUUCUUUCAAUAGAAUUAAUGAACUCUUUAAUUUCAAUAUCAUUUUCCCUAAUCAUGAAAUCUAUGAUUAUGUCUGUCUAAUUUUCUCUUAAAAUAACAACUUGUUCAUUAAAAUGUCAAUUACAAAAACUUUCACCAAUAGGAAUUAUCUGCGGAAGCUAGAAAACCAUGUAAAUAAUAAUAAAAAUAAUGAUAUUGGAUAA